AUGUGUACGAGCUUCACUACAACUGUGAACGUUGCGAUGAUGGAGAGUAUGAUAUAUGCCUCCGCUGCUACCGUCUCGGUAGAGGAUGCAAGCAUUGGUAUGGUUUUGGCUGGACUGCCUGGCCGCGAUACGAACGAGAAGCACCCGAAGGUGGCUAUCCGCCAAAUCAUGAGCACCCCCAUAUCCUUGUUGGACAUCGGUAUCGCAGGCCUAUGA
Alternaria postmessia is the source of this 216-nucleotide messenger RNA. RefSeq lists its product as uncharacterized. Bases 1 to 216 code for a protein of 71 amino acids. The transcript is spliced from 2 exons. NCBI's taxonomy places the organism in Eukaryota, Fungi, Ascomycota, Dothideomycetes, Pleosporales, Pleosporaceae. The record is from RefSeq and is a predicted model, not a curated record.